AUGCCAUCUUGCUGCACAAAUUGUCGAGCGAAAUAUUCUAUACUUAAUCCCGAGGAAGGCUGUUCAAACUGUGCGCUUUCGUUUUGUCGAAGAUGCUUGCCGCACCGUGCGAUUCUACCACAGUUUGCAGAUAGACCUGUUACAGUAUGCUUCCAAUGCUUCGAGAAAUUGAAUGAAGAGACGCUGAAGAAACAGAGCAAGACUGGUGCUCAGAUUACAAAAAUUGCGAUUGGUGAUGCAUCUCGGCCAAAUUCAUCGGGUGCAGAUAAUGUACGAACAAACAACUGGUGGGGAGACGGUUUACCACCGCCCUCGAUGAGGCAGUCUGUAGGUCAAAAUUCGCCUUCUCAUGUUCUGCACAGAAAUAUUCAAAAUCAUGCUAAGAAGGUGGAGCGUCAAGAAAAAGACGUAAAUGAUUUGGAGGAAAGAUGGAAGAAAUCGCGACAGGAUGAUGAACCUGGUCAACCUCUAACACUUUCUGAGAUUGAAGAACGCUUAGCAAUACUCCGCGGCUGUGAUGUGGAAUUGAUCCGUCGACCACGUUGUAUUUUCGAGUCAACGACAAAUCCUCUUCCCUACUGCGAUUCUCCUCAAGGUCUGAUGAAAAUGGCAAAGGAGCGAGUUGAAAUUGAAGAAAGGCACGACCCUGCCAUUCAGUUAGAACAACGACAUAAGGCGCUGAGAGAAGACAACUUAGAAUGUCCAAGUUCUAAUAAACCCGGGGGCCAAAGUCUAAAUGUUGAAGAUCCAUGUGCUGGCCAAAGCGAUCCUCGGUUAUCAACUGUGUCAUCAGCAACAGCUUUCAGUGAAGCCACCUCCAAAGAUUUGGAUGAUAUCAACAGGCUGCUGGAAGAUGCGCAAAAACAGGUGAACAUUACUCAGGCUGAAGAAAAGGCGUUGCAGCGGGAAAUGAAGGAUGUCGUUGCUGCUACUCGUCAGCAAUCUCUGGACAUAGAAAAAGUGAGCAAAGAAUUGGGAAAUUUCUGGGAUAAACAGUUGGACAAGGUGGACGUAUCCGAUUCGGAUGAUAAUUCAAUUGAUGACGAAACCGUGAAGAAAAUCAUCUUUGAGGCAGAACAGGCAGCUGAAGACAGUGCCGUUGACGGACCUGUACCUUGUUCUGAAAAUAGCUCCUCCACGAUCGUAACGCCUACCUCCGGAAAACAAUCACAAUCCCCUAAAAAAUCGAGCCUAUUUAGUAGAAUAUUCCGGCGGUAA
Messenger RNA from Necator americanus (New World hookworm), 1218 nucleotides. RefSeq lists its product as uncharacterized. Gene Ontology annotation, cellular component: cleavage furrow; midbody; centrosome. The record is from RefSeq and is a predicted model, not a curated record. Lineage: Eukaryota; Metazoa; Nematoda; Chromadorea; Rhabditida; Ancylostomatidae. The transcript has 10 exons. The coding region runs from base 1 to 1218 and encodes 405 amino acids. Gene Ontology annotation, molecular function: phosphatidylinositol-3-phosphate binding. Gene Ontology annotation, biological process: mitotic cytokinesis checkpoint signaling; abscission.